AUACUCAUCUUAAAUAUGAAAAUAAUAAAAAAUUAUGUUCAGAGUCAUUUCCUUACAUUCCUUCUCAAAAGAAUCUCACCCUUUUGAUGGGAAAAGUUCUCUUCAGUUUUUACAAUGUAACAUUGAGAAUCCAAAUGGUUUAAUUCUGAUGCAACAUCCUCAAUGAUGGGUUUGCAUCAUCCAGUAGGGCCAGAACUUCCUUGCAGCUCUCAACUGUUGUAUCUGCUUUAUGUUCUGCAACAUCAUAAUUUCAUUUCCCUGUCCAACAGUAUGUCCUACGCCAACAUAAAGCUCAUACAAGAGAUUUUAUGGUGGGGAUGGAUGUUAAUUGGUUAUUAUGUUGUCUAUCUACUGUCUCUGUAUCUUAAUAUAAUACAAAACUCAAUGUAGAUGUAUAUGGACAUUUUGUGCAUGGAACUCUUGAAGUGUAUUUCGUUGAAUUUAUUAUUUUUAUCUUAUUUCAGUUGACUGACUUUGUUUUCCUCUUUUACAUAUGGGAAUUCUGAAAUGCAGUGGCUGCUAUUGCAAUGGGUAAGAGGAAAAUUCCGAUUGAAAAGAUUGAUGACAAGAAAAAGGUGAAUGUGACCUUUUCAAAGAGGCGUAAGGGUCUUUUUGGCAAAGCUUUGAACACCAGUGGCCUUUGCAAUGCCAAGAUUGCCAUGGUUGUUUUCUCCCCUGCAGGAAACCCUUACACUUUCGUCACCCCGACCUCCUCUGUUGAUGAUGUUAUUGAUCAAUACCUCAAUAACAUACCCUUCAAAGAAAUCACGGAGGUUGAAUGGGAAGGAAAAAAGGACAGGGAACAGUUGAAUCAAUGUUCUUGUGAGGGAAAGAAGGUGGGUUUCUGGUGGGAUUUGGUUGAUGUUGAUAAAUACAGAUCUUUGGAGGAGUUGCAGAUUUUGAGAAGCUCUUUGGAGAGUCUGAGGGAAAGUGUAUGCCAGAAGUUGGAUAAUGCUCAUGCUGAACAGUUGCUAGGAGUUGAGGAUGUGAACAGGGAUGUUGCAGCCUCUGAUUUUGGCUUGUCAUCUUGUCCUUUGUAUUCUACUGAUGAGAGCAAGGAUGAUGCAGCCUCUGAUUUUGUUACUGACCUAUCAUCUUGUCUUUUGUCUUCUGCUGAUGAGGAUGUUGGUACUGUUUUGGCCACUGUUGAUGAUGAAAGCUGUGUUGACUGGAUAGUUUCAGAUGACAGUGAGGGUCUCUUUGAUCAUAUUUUUUAUGAUAAUAGUGAUAGUGCCACAAUUUCUAACUUCAUCAGUGAUAAAGCUACUUAUCCUAUGUCUGGUGCUGAUGAAGAUGAUUGGAUAGCUGCGGAUGACAGUGAAGCUUUCUUUGAUCAUCUUUUUGAUGAUAAUAGUGCUGGUGCCACAAAUUCUGCCUUCAUCAGUGGUAAAACUGCUUAUCCUAUGUCUGAUGCUGAUGAAGAUGAUUGUAUAGUUGCAGAUGACAGUGCAGAUUUCUUUGAUCAUCUUUUUGAUGAUAAUAGUGCUGGUGCCAUAACUUUUGACUUCAUCGGUGAUGAAGCUACUUAUCCUAUGUCUGGUGUUGAUGGAGAUGCUAUCAAGGGUCUUUCCACCAAUGAUGAUAAAAGCUACGGCAAUGAGACAGUUCAAGACAACAGUUCAUAUUUCUUUGAGAAGAUUUUGUCCUUUUGGUCCUAGCUUUUGCAAUUAUUAGACCCAACUUUAUUAUCUGGUUUAAGAUUCUUCUUUUGGAAGGGGCUUUUGAUUAUUUGGUUACUAGUUUGUUUUUUCUUGAAUGGUUGCAUUUCCAGCCAUGCUCUGCCAUUCUGCCACCCAAUUGGGUAUAUAUGUAUCUAGACUAGUUUUGAUACCUCUCUUUACAAGCUUCUACCUUGUUUCAAGUUGCAAUGUGGUCUUGUCUAUAGUACCCCACAAAAUAGAUUGAUGAGGGAGAGAAAGGAAAUGUGUUUCACAGGGAAAUGUUUUAAGUGUAUGCCUUGGGUGUUCCUGGCUUGGGAAUUAGCAAUACCAUUUAUUCUCUAAAUUUUUUUCUCUCCUCUUAUCUACCCUUGUAGAAGUUUUGUUUUCAUUUUUCUGUGAUUGGAGAGAAAAGAAAGAGAUAUUGAUGUACAAAGAUAUGUAAAUUCACGGCUUUUAGCCAUUGUUUAGUGCUUAAUGAGAAAUUUAAUGUUUCUUUUA
Macadamia integrifolia is the source of this 2159-nucleotide messenger RNA. RefSeq names its product MADS-box transcription factor 22-like. The record is from RefSeq and is a predicted model, not a curated record. Gene Ontology annotation, biological process: regulation of transcription by RNA polymerase II. Gene Ontology annotation, molecular function: protein dimerization activity; DNA-binding transcription factor activity, RNA polymerase II-specific; RNA polymerase II cis-regulatory region sequence-specific DNA binding. Bases 528 to 1658 code for a protein of 376 amino acids. The transcript has a single exon. NCBI's taxonomy places the organism in Eukaryota, Viridiplantae, Streptophyta, Magnoliopsida, Proteales, Proteaceae.